AUGAAUCGGCUAUUGUCACUUCAAAAGGUUAGCUCUUCCUUAGUCAGAGUUUCUCAGUCGUCGAUUUGGAAAGGAAGCAUCUUUGAUCCAGUAUUUUCACACAAUUGGGUUUUACACCCAACAAUACGCUGGAAAUCUAAAGGGGCACAUGUGAAAAACGUUAAAAAAUUUGAUCGAAGUGAUAUCACUGCAGAAGUUUUAUCACUUGUAAAAGAGGAUAAAAUGAACAAAGAAUUUCAGAAUAUCUUGUCACGUUUUCAAAACUCCCUAGUCCAGCGUUUAAGUUUAAGAAUGACUCCACAGAUAUUUUUCGAUAUUAUGCUUCCUGAACUAAAUGUAAAACUUGGUCAAGUGGCGAAUAUAAUCCUGCAAAAUAAUAUGCACCAAAACAUAACCUCAAACAAUUCUCAUAACAGAGCAAAUGUAGGGAAUCACUAUCUUCUCGUCGAUCUUACUGGCAGACCUGAACUUUUUGUUCCUGCUCGGAAGGCAGUAAUUUCCUUUUUAGAUCCAUGUAAAGAUGGUUCUGGGGAAAACAGGGUUCAGUCAAUUAAUGAAUGUACAUUUACCAUACAAUUAAAUACUGUUAUUACCCAGGAAUCUCGUCAAAGAGCCCUGCUUCAAGGACAAGAAUUAUUACAUCAGACAAUUCAUGAAAUGGAUAAAAUUUAUCAUGCACAUAAUAAAUUAUUACAUUCUAAAGAAGCCAAAGAAAAAUUAAGUGAAGAUGAUCUAUUCAUAGCUCGUGAAUAUCUACGUUCAAUGAUUAAAGAACAACAUAAACUAGCUGAAGCAAUGUGGUAUCCGAAGAAAUUAGAAUUAGAAGGUGAAAAAUGA
Schistosoma bovis is the source of this 837-nucleotide messenger RNA. The record is from the annotation of a GenBank genome assembly. NCBI's taxonomy places the organism in Eukaryota, Metazoa, Platyhelminthes, Trematoda, Strigeidida, Schistosomatidae.